This is a messenger RNA of Oppiella nova, 1291 nucleotides long. NCBI's taxonomy places the organism in Eukaryota, Metazoa, Arthropoda, Arachnida, Sarcoptiformes, Oppiidae. The record is from the annotation of a GenBank genome assembly.
UCCAAAAGUGCGCCAAAAGCGGAAUUUGGCGCGAAUUUGGAGGACUUCUUGUGCAGGAAAUGGUUCCACGACUUGAUCCGCGCCAUAGAAUGGGAGCAGAGGUUGUGUUCGGCGGCGAAAGACGUCUGCGAUUACGGCGCGACUCUCGUGGCGCGAGACAUUGUUCCGCGACUUCCGGAGGAAUGUCUUCAGUGCGCGAGAGACCACGCGUUCGGACAGCGCAAGCGCGUCGACGCCAACGUCACGGAAGCGGAAGUCGUGUUCGUCUUGGGCUGCGAUCUGCGGUCACGUGACGGUCAGCGAUUGGUCGCGAGUUUGCGGCGAAUGGCGAACGCUUUGAAGCGCGAGUUCGCCGGAAGAGGCGUUCGGACGCACUUCCGGUCAGUCGUCGCCAUCGGAGACGGCGUUUACCGACGCUUUUGGCCGAAAUCCGAGUCCGAACUCGACUUAAGGCGCGUUCCGUUCGAAACCCGAAAUCUUUCGCAUUCUCUGGACUUCCUUUUCGUGACGUCAUCUCCGGAGCGACCGCUCAGUCGUCACGUGAUUCUCGUCGAGUGCGCCGUCGGGUGCGCAGAGGACGCGUUGUUGGACUUCGGGAGCGCGCGAACGCAUCUCUUAAAUCAAAACCUUUUUCUUCACGUCUUCACUGAAAACGCGUUUAAAAUGCGGUCAAAGAAAGCGCGUCACGUGAUCGGAGUCGACGCCGAGCGCGCCUUCGUGUCCGCAUCCGGAGCCGCCGAUGACGUCACGGCCCGCGCUCUCCGCCAAUCAGUGUCGGCGUCGCGAGACUUGUGUCACGUGUUGGCGCUCGAGACCAAUGGAACCGUUUUUCGCACCAAAAGUUUGAAUUCAAAGAAUUCUCGCGCUCUCAUCGCCCGUCGAGUGGCCGACAAUCACGUGACGAACGCCUGUUUCGACUGCGACUGCGUGUCGGCCAGAGAUCACAUGACGGCUGCCGUCGAGUGCCGUCUGUGCGCCGAACGGGCGGCGACUGUGGGUUUGGCGGCCAAAGGGACGCCAUCUGGCGGUCACGACGUCGUCCAGGAGUGGACCGAAGAGGACGACAGGGAUGACGACGAGGAGACGAUAGACGACGGCGACGACGACGAAGCGGUCGACGAAUAGACGACACGAUAGCCUUCUAUUGACAACACUUUUCGCUCUCUAUUUUAUAACCACUUUUAUGACCACAAAAAGCACUUAUUAUUCGAUAGUAUUUCCAAAAUAACGGGUCUUUUGAAUGAAAUAAAACUUUUCGAUCGAAACGACAAAAACUCUUUUCGAAGACGAC